AAACUGAGUUGAUCUGCCUUCAUUGCAAACAGCAACGCUUUUAGAAUAUCACAUGUGAAACUACAGCAUUUUGCAUAACAGCAUCUGAACUUCAGAGUCGUUCCUCCAAAGUCUGAUCCUGCUGCUGCUAUGAAGACUCUUGUCUCCAUUUACAUUUUGUUGUGUCUCCUUUCCUCUGCUGCCUGCACUUCUUCUGCUGGUGAUAAUAGUUCAUCUGAAUCGGACCAGUCGUGCAAAUGGAAAUGGACCCCGAUAGGUUUUGGGAUUGGACUGACUUCCGGAGUUUCAAUAUCUAUUAUCUAUGUCUACUUAUGUUUAUGGAACAAGUCGGGGCGAACCAGGAGCCAAGACACCGAUGCAGGAAGUAAUGACAGCAGUGAGCCACUUCUGACCACAAGACCUGGAAGAAGAGGAAGUAAAGAACUCAUUGGACAUUACACUGAGACUGAAAAUGUAACAACAAAGGAGAACCAGAAGCUGCAGAGGCAUGAACUCCAACCCGUCAACAAGCCGUUACAUGAUACACUGAUUAAAGUCCAAACUGAACUGGAGAAGCAGAAAGAUCAGCUGCUGCAAAAAGUGAAAGACGUUGAGACUAAGAGGAAGGAAAACAAAGAGGAAGUUCAGAGAGUGGAUAAAAAAAUAACUGAGAGAAAAAACUCUGAUGAUGAUAAUGAGCUGAUAUUAGGAGAAAAAGAAGACCUGUUACAGUCUCAGUGGAAACUGGAUGAGGAGAAGAAACUUUAUGAAAGACAGAUACUGAACAUAGAGAAAGCUUUGGAACCUAUAGAGAUACAUAUGAUGAGAACAAUGGAGAAAAACAAGAAUGUUUAGAAAAUAACAAGAAAAUGUGUCUAAAACAGAACAAAGGACUAAAAAACUAUUGUGAAGUGACUGAUCCUAUUUUCUUUCUGUUUUCCCCACAUUCAUUUAACUAAAAAUAUUCUUUAUUGAACAUUUAUAAUGAUUGGAACAUGAAUUAUUAUAAUGUUGAUGACAAAACAGUGGAUUCAUUGGAAUCCUAUGGAAACUGAAAUUAUUACCAAUAGCUGAUGACAAAUGAACAAAUAAUUACUUCCCUUAAAACUGAUCAAAAGUGUUUCUCAUGAGAAUUCAUUUUUAUAUUUUCAUAUAUUUUGCUGGUUUAUAUUUUGUUUCGUUGGUGUUAGCUAAGAUAAACUUUUAUUUUUAUUCUGGGUUGUUUGUA
Molecule: messenger RNA, 1207 nt
Organism: Poeciliopsis prolifica (blackstripe livebearer)
Lineage: Eukaryota; Metazoa; Chordata; Actinopteri; Cyprinodontiformes; Poeciliidae
Exons: 5
Coding region: 130-834 (234 amino acids)
Source: RefSeq, a predicted model, not a curated record